AUGUGGUGGAAAUUGAAGGAAGUGAAAUGUAAAGACGAGUUUGUGAAUAAAGUUUUGAAGGAAGUUGAUGGCAAAGAAGUGACAUGGAAUGCAUUGAGCGAGGUGAUGAGGACAGUUUUGAAGGAUGUACUCGCGGUAACAUCAGGGAAACCGCCCAAGGUAGACAAAGACGCAUGGUGGUGGACUGAGCAAGUCCAGGAAGCGGUGAAUGCGAAGAGACAGCUGAAGAAGAUCCGUGAUCAGUUGCAGACUGACGAAGCUGCCAUAGAUUACUGGGAGGCGUGUAAGAGAUGUAAGAGAGAGGUGGCGAAAGCAAAAGACAUGGCAUACAGGGAACUAUAUGUGAAGCUGGACAGCAAGGAGGGACAAUCAAUGGCCAUACGGAUAGCAAAAAGAAGGGACAAGAUCAAGGUGAUUAAGGAUGAGGAUGGCCGGACCCUCACUGAUGAUGUGGAGAUGGAGGGCAUACUUCAGGAAACUGUUAAAUGA
This is a messenger RNA of Penaeus indicus, 489 nucleotides long. RefSeq lists its product as uncharacterized. The record is from RefSeq and is a predicted model, not a curated record. The transcript has a single exon. Lineage: Eukaryota; Metazoa; Arthropoda; Malacostraca; Decapoda; Penaeidae. Bases 1 to 489 code for a protein of 162 amino acids.